GUGAGCUCGCUGCGGUUCGGGAAGGAGGUGGACAGCAAGUGUCUGAGCCUGACGGCGUCGUACGUGCGGGCGCAGCAGCAGUGGGACAGCGCCAUCCCCUCGUGCCGCUUCUUCGAGGAGUUCGAUGCCCAUGGGCGGCAGGUGCCCAUCCCCUUUGGCGUCUACAACCUGGAUGACCUCAAAGGGUACUGUCGGCAGAAGGGCUGGUGCCCCUACUUCCUCGCCCGCUACUCGAUCCUCCACGCCAACAUUGUUGUGUACAGUUACCACUACCUGCUGGACCCCAAGAUCGCAGACCUGGUGUCCAAGGAGCUGGCCAAGAAAUCCGUCGUCGUAUUUGACGAAGCUCAUAACAUUGACAACGUGUGCAUCGACUCCAUGGGGGUGAACAUCACGCGCCGGACGCUGGAUCGCUGCCAGGCCAAUGUGGCCACGCUACAGGCCACCAUCCAGAAGAUUAAGGAGACGGAUGCCCAGAAGCUGAAGGAGGAAUACAGGCGGCUGGUAGAGGGACUGAGAGAGGCCAACGUUGCCCGGGAAACGGACAUCUACCUGGCCAAUCCGGUGUUGCCCGACGAGAUUCUCCAAGAGGCCGUGCCUGGGAACAUCCGGACAGCCGAGCACUUUGUGGGCUUCAUGAAGCGCUUCCUGGAGUACCUGAAGUCGCGGCUGCGGGUCCAUCACAUGGUGCAGGAAAGCCCCCCCUCCUUCCUCAAGGACGUCUUUGAGAAGGUGUGCAUCGAGCGCAAGCCACUGCGGUAAGCAGCUGGCCUGGGCCCGG
Messenger RNA from Terrapene triunguis (Three-toed box turtle), 781 nucleotides. RefSeq names its product general transcription and DNA repair factor IIH helicase subunit XPD-like. Gene Ontology annotation, biological process: transcription by RNA polymerase II; nucleotide-excision repair; positive regulation of mitotic recombination. The transcript is spliced from 6 exons. NCBI's taxonomy places the organism in Eukaryota, Metazoa, Chordata, Testudines, Emydidae. Gene Ontology annotation, molecular function: DNA helicase activity; ATP binding; damaged DNA binding. The annotation marks the transcript as partial. Gene Ontology annotation, cellular component: nucleus. The record is from RefSeq and is a predicted model, not a curated record.